Molecule: messenger RNA, 288 nt
Organism: Jaminaea rosea
Lineage: Eukaryota; Fungi; Basidiomycota; Exobasidiomycetes; Microstromatales
Product: dolichol-phosphate mannosyltransferase subunit 3
Exons: 3
Coding region: 1-288 (95 amino acids)
Biological process (GO): GPI anchor biosynthetic process
Cellular component (GO): endoplasmic reticulum membrane; dolichol-phosphate-mannose synthase complex
Source: RefSeq, a predicted model, not a curated record
AUGUCGCGCUUCAGCAACUUUGUCCUCUACUCGGGGAUUGCGACGCUCAUCUAUGCUGCUCUCUUCUUUGGGGUGCUCCCGACACCGGGCUUGUCUGAGCAAGUCAAGGACGACAUCCUGCCGGUGAUCCCUUGGUGGACCUUGGUUUCAUUCGGCUCGUACAUGCUGUGGCAGAUGGGCUGGGGCAUCUUCAACUUCAACGAUGUGCCCGAGGCGUACCAGAGCUUGAUGGUGGACAUCAAGAAUGCAAAGGACUUUUUGAGGGAGAGGGGGGUGGACGUCGACUAA